GCUCCGGCGUCUGGGAGCCCGUUGGGAGGUUUUCCCCUGGAGCGGAGAGCAGCCGCAGGCUAACUCAUUGGCAUCUGAUUGGCUGUCCCUAGAAAGUGACAAGGCUUCGCGGUCACUGGCGGAGAGCCGAGAGGAGGCGGGCCCGCUGGGCUUUGGGCGCGAGCGGUUGAAAGAGACGGUUGGUGUUGGUUCGGCCUCUCAAGUCCGGUCCAGUCGCCCAGCCCCGCUCCAUGGCGAACCCUGAAGGGCUACAGGUUUCCCCGCCGCCGCCGCCCCCUUCUUCUCCUUCGUCUUCAGACACGUCUUCAGCAUCUUCCCCCGGCGCCCCGGGAGGUUUGGGCUGGCCGGUUCCGAGCAAGAGCAGCGGCCGACUGGUGGACCCGCUGGAAGAGGUGGAGCUGCAGAUCGGAGACGCAGCAUUUUCAUUAACCAAACUUCUGGAAGCCACAUCUGCAGUAUCAGCUCAAGUGGAAGAGCUUGCCUUCAAAUGUACAGAAAAUGCACGUUUCCUUAAAACAUGGCGGGACCUCUUGAAAGAAGGCUAUGAUUCCUUGAAGCCUGACAACUAAUUUGACUGUAAUAAUGCAUACCUCCUUACCUAGGAUGUUUGCACAUGUACCAUAGGGACUGGAUAAUCGCACGGUUCUGGAUACUGAAGAUGAAAUUUUUCUUGGUUUUCUUCAUUUUGUGAAAACAGAAUGCUGAUGUUAUUUUUGAGGCUGAUUCAUAUUUAUCUUUAAACACUUUCUGUCCUCUGAACUUUCAAAGAAUCUUUUAUGAAAGUUAAUCAGUAGAUAAUAAUGCCACAGUGUUACCAGUAGCAAACUAGGUGGACCAUUAUGCUCUUCUAUUUGCAAGAAGAUUCCAAGAAUAGCAGAAUUUGAAAUUGAGCUUUAUUUAUGAGCCAAAGAAGGUAAACUUUCAUGUUACCAUUGUUAGAGUUAGCUCCACUGGGCUAAGUUCCCUAGAACCAAUGAUUGUGUCUUAGUUACUUACAUAUUUCCAGCAACCUAAAACACUGUUACACAACAGUCACUAGAUGUUUGUUAAAUAAGAGUUGACAGCAUGAUUGAAAGCUGCUUUUCCUUCUUGAUUUUAGCAUAAAGAUGCUAAUUGUUUCUUGAAAAAGUAUUUGAGUCAGAACCUCACUGACUUGAAGGAAAAUGUUAUCUUUUUUUUUUUAACAGGAAUUUGAACUUUGGUAACAACUUUUAAAAAUAUAUGAUAAAUAUUUUUCACCCCUCUGUGAUGCUUUUCAAAAAAACUUACUGAAGCCUAUCUUGAAAAAAUACAUAUUUUUUUUCUCUGUUUCUGAGGUUAACUGCUUUUAUGGAUAUUUCUCAUAGUCACUGUUUUGUAUGUUUAAUUGUUCUCUUUAAAGUGCCUUAUCAAAAUUAUGGCUCUGUAUUAUUAUUCUUGGAGCUUGGCAGGUAAUAAUUUUAAAUUCUGAAUGUAAUAAUUCUAAACAAGUACUUUUAAAAAAUGCAUCAAAUUUAAAUGAUGUAAUUAUUUUCAUAUUAUUUGAUCUUCAUGACAUUGCUGUUUUACUUGUCUCAUAUCUUAUGUUGUGCGCACAUGCUCUCUCUCUUGGUGAGUUUGUGUCAUAUAUGUUGGUGAUUAAGCCAACUAAUUCUCUGUUGUGUGACUUCUGUACGUAUCUGAUGCAGCAUCUUAAUUCUUUGUAGCUGUGGAGGUAUGCACAGAACUACACUUCCAAGCCCCACAAUGGGCCUGUGAAAGGGGACACAUGGAUGGGCAAAGGAUAGUUUUAUUUAACAUAUGAAGUCACAGUUCUUGAUUAAUUUUUUAUGUUAAAGAUAACACUUGUGGUGUGUUGCUAUACCAAAGAGAUGCUUAUUUUGAUAUUAGAAAAAUAUUUUUCUUACGUGUUGUGAAAGUUGCAAUUUUUAAAAUCUAUAAAAAUAAGCUUGUUCAAAGCAAA
Cervus elaphus (red deer) is the source of this 1942-nucleotide messenger RNA. It is a transcript of the gene C5H4orf46, whose product is annotated as chromosome 5 C4orf46 homolog. Bases 231 to 569 code for a protein of 112 amino acids. The record is from RefSeq and is a predicted model, not a curated record. NCBI's taxonomy places the organism in Eukaryota, Metazoa, Chordata, Mammalia, Artiodactyla, Cervidae. The transcript has 2 exons.